Letharia columbiana is the source of this 990-nucleotide messenger RNA. RefSeq lists its product as uncharacterized. The coding region runs from base 1 to 990 and encodes 329 amino acids. The record is from RefSeq and is a predicted model, not a curated record. Gene Ontology annotation, biological process: actin filament depolymerization; barbed-end actin filament capping. Gene Ontology annotation, cellular component: cytoplasm; actin filament. Gene Ontology annotation, molecular function: actin monomer binding; actin filament binding. The transcript has 3 exons. Lineage: Eukaryota; Fungi; Ascomycota; Lecanoromycetes; Lecanorales; Parmeliaceae.
AUGCAGUCCGGCAUAACCGUUUCAAAAGAGCUGCAAGACGCCUUUAACGAGCUGGUCUCCACCCCGAGCCAACGCGGCAUCGUAGCAACCAUCUCCUCCGAGGCCCUCAUCCCCCAGCACACCCUUCCCUCCAAGUCCACCGAUUUCUUCAGCGAUCUACCUGCUCUUACACCACUCCUCUCCACCACCGCAGCCUCCUACAUAAUCCUCCGGCGGUAUCAGAAUGCACCGGAUGGCUAUGUUGCCGUCACUUACAUCCCCGAUACGGCGCCCGUCCGGCAAAAGAUGCUUUUCGCCGCCACACGGUUGACGUUGGUGCGCGAAUUGGGCACGGAGAGGUUCAGAGAGUCUCUUUUUGUGACGGAGAUGAGGGAGCUGGAGAGAGAGGGGUGGGAGAAACAUGAUGCCCAUGGGGCCUUGAGCGCGCCAUUGACGGAAGAGGAAGAGAAUCUGAAGGGGAUCAAGGAGGCUGAGGCCGAGGCAAAGGGAGGAACGGAGGGAAGGAGGUUGGAGACGGGCGGUAAGCUGAGCAUUGCUACAAGCACGGAAGCGAGAGAGGCACUAGGUAUGUUCAGGGUAGGGGAAGGAGGGAACUUAUUGCAAUUGAACAUCAAUGUCAAGGACGAGACAAUUGAGCUCGUGGGAUCGAGCAGCACAGACGCUGAUGGGUUGGCUUCGGCUAUAUCCGACACGGAACCUCGGUACUCUUUUUUCAGGUAUUCGCACCAGGUAGAAGGAAGCGAGCAGACGCCCAUAGUGUUCAUAUACACCUGCCCGUCGGGGUCGAAGAUCAAAGAGCGUAUGGUGUACGCAUCAACCAAGCAAGGUUUCCUGGCUUCUAUGAGCUCAGAGAUGGGAGUCGAAAUCGCGAAGAAGCUCGAGGUCUCGAGUCCUACCGAGAUCACUGCUUCAACUUUAGAAGAGGAGUUUCGGCCCAAGCAGGAGCAGAAGCAGGGCUUUUCGAGACCCAAGAGGCCUGGGAAGAGGUGA